Pelodiscus sinensis (Chinese soft-shelled turtle) is the source of this 3611-nucleotide messenger RNA. It is a transcript of the gene SPO11, whose product is annotated as SPO11 initiator of meiotic double strand breaks. NCBI's taxonomy places the organism in Eukaryota, Metazoa, Chordata, Testudines, Trionychidae. Gene Ontology annotation, biological process: meiotic DNA double-strand break formation; reciprocal meiotic recombination; meiotic DNA double-strand break processing. The record is from RefSeq and is a predicted model, not a curated record. Gene Ontology annotation, cellular component: nuclear chromosome. Gene Ontology annotation, molecular function: DNA topoisomerase type II (double strand cut, ATP-hydrolyzing) activity; ATP binding; DNA binding.
GUGGAUGCCAACACUUUAAGCACUACAACAUCAGUUUCUACUAGGGCAAGUCUAAGCAACACAAUUAGAUGUUAGGCAGCUCACAGUAUUGCUAAUUACAGUGCAACAAAACUGGUGUUUAGUAAACAUGGAAAAGUUUUGAAAAAAUGUAAACAUAUGUUUAAUGUGCCUAUUCCCCAAUUUACUCUCUAACCAAGUUUCUAAACCAUCAGUUUCAGCCUGACAAUUUAGUAUGAUGCUGUUAUGAGUUGACAAUACAAAAAUCUUUGGUAUAUCAAAAACUGUAAAGGGACGACCGCAUAAAAUAAAUUCUCCAACUUUGUUUUCUCUUCCGCAGUUGGGCUUCUCCAAAAAGUAAGUGAUAAUUUUGCCACAACAGCCAUUACUAAAGAAACAGAGAACAGAUUUCUGCUUCCUUAUGCAUAAAACACCAAAAGAACUCAAUGGAAACUGUGAUCAGAUUGCGCUAGUGUAAAAGAAGAAAUUGUCCCAUACAGUGUUGCAGACUAUAGGGUUUCAGAAGUUCUCUUUAAGUCAGGCCAUCUCUUUUUGAAGAUGGCAUGCUUGUUUUUUAGAGAGAGAAAGAACUAAAAGUCUUACUACCUGAAAAUGCUUCAAUAUAAUAACAAUCAAAUCUACUGUAUUUAUUCCUGCAAAUGCACAGAGUUCCCCACUUCCAGCAUCCUGGCAUCCCAUUUGUAGUGACACAGGAAGAGGCUCUCUGACUAAGGAUAUGCAGUGCUGCAAAUUCCCAUGGUUUUAUCAUGCAAUCGUUAGUGGGUUGUUUGUUGUUUUUUCUUUUUCAAAAAAGCUCCUGGAAUCUAGUGAUCCAGAAUCUCAAACAGAAGACAAAUAAAAUGCAAAAUAGUUAUUAUUUUUCAAAUCCCAUAAUUUUAUGGGGAGGGUUGAUUUAUGAUAUUGGGAUUGAUAAAAUAUUGCACUGCAGUUUUCAGAUCCUCUCUUCAUUUCCUCUUUUCUCUUCUCUAAUAAUCAUCUGAGGCCCUCACCUACCUCCUUCCCUUCUGCUUGUGUAGGGACCAGGGUAUGAAUAUUCGUCAGUGCCUUGUACUUCCAAUACCUCUGGAAGUUGGCCAGACACAGACUUAGGCUGCCUGCCACAGACCUGAGUACCUGCCCCUAAACUUUCCUCUCAGCACUCAACAUAUGUGCCACCCUGGCACCCUCUUUUCUUCAGACUAGAUUCCCCCACUCCUUGCUCGCAGGUGCACAUCUGGGCCACUCACUCUUUGUCCCUGCUAAGGAGUCAUUAUUUCCUCCACAUGUGGUGCUCUUUCUACCUGGCAGCUAUUAUUAUGCUGUUUAAAAUCAGCAUCCUGUUUAAAAACCUCAUUUCUUGUUGACAACCUGACUCAGCUAGUAGAGCAAUCAAGGCUCAAUGAGUGCUUUUGGGCAAGUGACUAGUCACUGAGGGUGUGAAAAAACGUUGGUUAGUCAGAAAGGGCAGGGAAAGGUGUGUCUGUCAGAAAGGGGGGGAAGCUAUUGUUCAGUCAGAAAGGGCGGGAAAAGCUGUUGGUCAUCAAAAAAGGCGGGAAAAGAGGUGCCAGUCAGAGAGGGUGGGGAAAAGCCGUUGGUCAGCCAAAAAGGGCGGGAAAAGCCGUUGGUCACCAGAAAAGGCGGGAAAAAAGGUGCCAGUCAGAGAGGGAGGGGAAAAGCAAUUGGUCUCACACUGCUGCUUCCUCAGAGAUCUCUUCCUCCUCCUCACUGACUGGCUCUCUGCUGCCCCAUCAGUGAGCUGGAGAGAGUAGGAAUGUGAUGUCUGAGGCCCAUAAUAGCCCAUUUUAAUCCUUUGCAGAGGGUGUCACCUCUUCUUCAAAAUGUCUCUGUCCCUUCCUGGGGUGACAGACUGGUCGGCAUUCACCUUCCUGGACCACCACAGGACUGCCCUGCUGCAGUCCAUCAAGGAAGAAAGCAGAGAAGAGACUAGAAUUGAGGAAACUGGCCCCUCCAAUAACAUUCGUGAAAUCACUUGUUCUGAGAUCCUUGGAGCAAUAGAAAAUGUUAUACAAGAUAUAGUUACAAGUUUGGCCAGAAACAAAGCACCUGUUCUCACCUUGGUUAACAGAUCAGAUUGGAGAAAUAUACAGUUUAAAGAUUCAGUAGGUCUACAGAUGAUAUCUCAUCAUACCACAAGAAAAAUAAAAAGUGACUGCCCUAAAUCAGCAACAAAAUUUGCUCUAAUUCUUAAAAUGUUAUCUGUGAUCUACAAGAUGGUGCAGGACAAUACGUAUGCAACCAAAAGAGAUAUAUAUUAUAGUGAUACACUACUGUUUGGUAGCCAGAGUGUUGUGGACAAUAUAGUCAAUGACAUUUCCUGCAUGCUUAAGAUACCGAGAAGAAGUCUACACAUACUGUCUACAACUAAAGGUUGCAUUUCUGGUAACUUAAGUUAUACUGAGGAAGAUGGUACAAAAGUGAAUUGUACAUGCAAUGCAACGGCAGUCAUUGUGCCAUCUAAUGUUCAAGGAAUUAGAAAUGUGAUCACAGAUGCAAAAUUUAUACUAAUUGUAGAAAAAGAUGCAACUUUUCAGAGGCUCCUGGAUGAUGACUUCUGCAAUAAAUUGUCUCCAUGCAUAAUGAUUACGGGAAAAGGAGUACCAGAUCUGAACACAAGACUUCUAGUGAGAAAGUUGUGGGAUACAUGUCAUAUUCCUAUCUUCACCCUCAUGGAUGCAGAUCCACAUGGUAUAGAAAUAAUGUGCAUCUACAAGUAUGGAUCUGUGUCAAUGUCUUUUGAAGCCCAUCAUCUCACAGUUCCUGCUAUAAGAUGGCUUGGUCUCCUUCCAUCUGACAUUGAAAGAUUAAAUAUACCCAAAGAUGCUUUGAUUCCACUUACUAAACGAGAUCAAAAUAAACUUGCUAGUAUGCAGAAGAGACCUUAUAUGGCUUGCCAACCAAUGUGGAAAAAAGAAAUGGAAAUUAUGGCAGCAUCUAAAAUGAAGGCUGAAAUUCAAGCUUUGAUGUCUCUUUCAUCAGAUUACCUUUCCAGAGUGUAUUUACCAAACAAACUGCAAUUUGGUGGAUGGAUAUGAAUAUCUGUUUGUAAAUCAACAGCUGUGUCGUGUUGUGGAUUUAUUUUGGAGCUAUUAUAAGCCACUAUUUACAAAAAUUGCAUACAAUUGCAUUAUUUAUGGCAAUUGUUCUAUAUAGUCAGUUAAGAGAUAUAGAGGUUUGUUUCAUUGUCCUGUUCAAUUUUUUAAUAUCUAUAGUUUAAUUUCUUUGCAAUUUUGAUUGUUUUUCCACUAGCGUACCAUAAGGAUCUGAAAACAUUUAAAUAUAAUAUGUGUUUUCCAUUGUAGCUGCUGUAAAUAACUACAACAAAAUUUCCAGCUGUAAAAGCAUUAGCCUUUAAAAAGAUAUUGACAUUUGAGGGCAGAAAGUAAAGUUAUAUUUGCUUAAAUUUGUGUCAAAGAGUUAAUACACAAGCUACUUUAAAGCACAAUCAAACGAAGUCUGUCUUCUCAUAUGUUUUACUUUUUAAGACUGAAAUAGUUUAAAUUACUGUAAUAUUUUACGGUACAAUCCUUACCUGGAAAAUUAUUAUAAACAUGGCAUUUCAUGAAGCUUCAGGAGGUAGCUGAGUUAGUCUGUAA